Anas platyrhynchos (mallard) is the source of this 5803-nucleotide messenger RNA. It is a transcript of the gene MOV10L1, whose product is annotated as Mov10 like RNA helicase 1. Lineage: Eukaryota; Metazoa; Chordata; Aves; Anseriformes; Anatidae. The record is from RefSeq and is a predicted model, not a curated record. Gene Ontology annotation, molecular function: helicase activity.
CUUCACGGCCCGCGGACACGCGGCAGCGGCUGUCCCACGUGACCGCGAACCAGCGACGUGAUUGGCUGGCGUCGUGUGGGGAGGGAGCGGGAGGGCGCUGAGGUGGCGGUGGCGGUGUGGCUGUCCCUGUCCCUGUCGUUAUCGUUGUUAUCGCUGUCGCUGUGGGUCGGAGCGCGAUGCUGGGGCUGCUCUCCAGGGUGCUCGCCUUCUUCUGGAGGCGGGCGGAGGGCGAUGAAGGAGGAGACGUGAGGCGGACGGGCGCAGAUGCAGGUCAUAAAGAAGUAAAAACCAUGCAAGGAGUGGUGACGAGAUUUUGCCAUGAUUAUGGGAUGAUCAAUGACUUGAUAAUCUUCACAAAAGACGCCGUUUCAAAUGGUAUGCCGCUGGCUGUUGGACAGGAAGUUAUUGCUGUUGUUGAAGAGGACAAAAUAUCAAGUGGCUUGAAGGCCAUCAGGGUAGAUGCAGUGCAGACUACAUGGGAAAGCUACAGUACCGCUUGUGAUGCUUCUGAGCAGCAUGCCAGAAUAUUAAUUGGCAAUAUUACUUCUCUCUGCAAGGAUGGUGGCUACAUUAAUCAGACUACUCAUUUCACAAUGGAAGAUGUCUGUGAAGGUUUCAAGCCUUAUGUAGGUGACUUGGUGCAAGCACAGUAUUUUAUUAAACCAACAACAUGGAGCAGUGAAGCAGUUGAUGUAAAGCCUUUGAGAUAUAAGCGAGUGGACAAGGUUCGCGUUUCCAGCGUCUGUGGAAGAAAUGGUACUGUAGAUGAGAAUAUAUUUUUCACUUUGGAUUCGUUGAGACUUCCUGAUGGCUAUUCACCUCGUGUACAUGAUAUAGUGAAUGUGAUUGUGGUGGAGAGCAAUCAGUCAUUUUAUGUUUGGAGAGCUCUCUGCUUGGCUCCAGUCGACCAGAAGGGACAAUCUCACUCCAACCCAAUUGAUCUGGAUGACCCAUAUGAAAACUUAAUGAGAAACAAAGGAGGGCUGGAAGUAUCAAGAACAACUGAUUUUGGAACUCUGAAGCAGGGGGAAUCUAGAAGCAUGAUCGUUUGGAUAGAGAAUAAAGGGAGUGUACCACAGUCCUUAAUCAGCUGCAGAUUAGCUGGAUGGGUGAAAGACAAGCAAUUCAGUUUUCAGAUUCCUCAAAAAUGCCAGGACAGUCCAUCAGCGCAUCUGUCAUCUUCUGCAAUAAAUCAAGAAAAUGUCUCAAAAGCUGUGAUUAAUUUCUGUAAUGGCAGUGGAGGAACAGCAUAUGAGUCACUGAAUAAUGCAUGCGUUACGAAGAAUGGAGUCAUUUCAGAUGAAAACAGUCCUCAGGAAAGGAAUUUAUCAAACACAGAAGAAAAUGUUUCCCUUGUAAAAGAUGAGAAUCUCUAUAAUGGUGAAAAAGAGCAAAAAGAAGAUGUUGAACAGGCAGUAAAUCACACUAACAUUACUGGAGAAGUCAUCAUACCACCAGGUGGAAAAACAUCUGUAGUGAUCAUAUGCACAGCUGUAAAUCCUGGAUACAGUAAAGAACUCCUGUUGCUUGGAUUUUCUGAUUUUACUAUCGGACGCUAUAUUGAAACCACAGUAACAAAUGAAGCAGAGCUUCUAAUAGCACCUGUGGAACCAUUUUCUUCAAGAAAGCCUAAAAUUACUUCAGUACCCCAGCAAAGGACGACAACGGUGGUUGCCCCUAUAUUCAAAAGAAAUAACAGAAAGCUUCCAAGCUUCCUCCCGCAUUAUACCAUACCAGAUGAGUUAAGAAGAUGUGUGGAGCAGAAGUUAGACGUACUGACCUUCCAGCCUCUCCUAGCAGAGGGUCUUAAUAUAAAUAAUUACAAAGCAAAAUUUUCUACUCUGUUAUGGCUUGAAGAGAUCUACGCAGAAAUGGAGAUAAAAGAUUUUAGCAUGAGUGGCAUUACUUUGAAAAGGAAUGGGAGCUUGUUAGUGUUAGAAGUGCCAGGACUGGAAGAAGGCAGACCUCACCUGAAUACAGGUGAUAAGGUGAUACUGAAAAGUCAAGUCUACUCUGAGCAUAUAAUAGAGUACGUUGCCUAUAUUACUGAGAUACGUAAUGAAGAAGUUACUCUUAAAUUCAAUGCAGAUUUUGAACAGGCUUACAACUCGGAACCCAUGGAUGUGGAAUUUGUUCACUGCAGGAUUACUAGCAGACGGUGCCAGCUGGCAGUUGAACAAGCUACCUGUCUGGGUGAAAAAGUUUUAUUUCCAGAACGGCUUCUCUUACGGUCACCACAAGCUGUCAAGACCCAAAAUAUUACCGAGUACGGUGGUGUUGAUGAUGGCCUUGAACAAUACUCCCAGCAGGAGAGUAAGGUCAAAAAACUGCAGAACAGACAGACAAAAUGCAUGGCAUCCAGGCAGAUGAACAUACCAGACAUGGUGACAGUUCCUGCGCAAACAAGCCAGCUUGUUGAUGAAACUGUGGCACUUAAGCAGAGAGCUGGUGAAUUUUUCAAUCCUGCUUUGAAUGAGCAACAGAAACUGGCAGUGAAAAGGAUAGUGAGUGGUGAAUGUCGUCCAACGCCUUACAUUCUCUUUGGGCCACCAGGAACUGGAAAAACAAUAACGGUAGUCGAAGCUAUUCUACAGAUACAUUAUACUUUACCAGAUAGUCGGAUCUUGGUUUGUGCUCCAUCAAAUGCUGCAACAGACCUGAUCUGCUUGAGGCUACAUCAAAGCAAUCUCUUAAAACCAGGAGCUAUGGUCCGAAUCAAUGCUAGCUGCAGAUCACCAGAGCAAAUUGAUGACAUAGUGAAACCUUACUGCAAAGAUGGCGAAGAUAUUUGGAAAGCAUCUUGGUUCAGGAUAAUAAUUACCACUUGUAGCAGUGCAGGAAUGUUUUAUCAAACAGCAGUAAGGCUUGGACACUUCACACAUAUGAUUUUGGAUGAAGCUGGGCAAGCAAGUGAACCAGAGAGCCUGAUUCCUAUCGGGUUGAUUUCAGAAGCUAAUGGACAGAUAGUUCUUGUUGGAGAUCCAAAGCAGUUAGGACCUGUAAUAAAAUCAAAAAUUGCAUUGGCAUUUGGAUUAAAUAUGUCCUUGCUGGAACGACUGUUAUCAAGGGAUAUGUAUCUGAGAGAUGAGGAUGCUUUCAGUGCCUCUGGAUCAUAUAAUCCUUUGUUGAUCACAAAGCUCAUAAAGAACUACAGGUCACAUUCUGCCUUGCUUGCUUUACCAUCUAAACUGUUUUAUCAUAAAGAGCUGGAAGUUUGUGCAGACACUUCAGUAGUAACUUCUUUGUUGCAUUGGGAGAAAUUGCCCAGGAAGGGAUUUCCGUUAAUUUUUCAUGGAGUCAGGGGCAAUGAAACACGUGAAGGCCGCAGCCCCUCGUGGUUUAAUCCAACUGAAGCAGUCCAAGUGAUGCAGUACUGUUGCCACCUGGCUAAAAAUGAAAGCACUGCAGUGUCUGUGACUGAUAUUGGAGUGAUUACACCGUAUCGUAAACAGGUGGAAAAAAUCAGAUUUCUUCUGAGAAGCAUUGAUUUGUCAGAUGUUAAAGUCGGCACGGUGGAAGAGUUUCAAGGGCAGGAGCACCUGGUUACCAUCCUAUCAACAGUGCGAUCUCAUGAAGGCAUGUUUAUGGAAGAGAAAUACUAUUUGGGCUUUCUCUCUAACCCAAAGCGAUUUAAUGUAGCAAUUACUAGAGCAAAAGCUUUGCUGAUUGUUGUGGGAAAUCCUCAUGUUCUUGUGAAAGAUCCCUGUUUUUGUGCACUGCUGGAGUACAGCUUAAUGAACAAAGCUUAUGUAGGUUGUGACCUGCCUUCAGAGCUGGAAUGCCUGCACCAAUGUGAGUGAUUUUUCCAGUGUUGAAGAUGCAUUCAGUCCUCUUCUGAUUUUGAAGCUAAGAAUGCUUAACAGAAAUCCAUUCCUGAGUGAAUCCAACACCUUUUGGCCUCAGGGAAAGGCACAUGUUCUGAAAUUCUGUGAAGUUUAUCCAAGAGACACUUGUAGUACUUCUAAAGAGUGUAAAGAGUGGCAAUCAGUCUGCUUUUUUUUUGGAGGGGGGAAAAAAGUGUAUAGCUUUAUGCUUCUGUUUAGAAGUGUAGACGAGUCCUGCAAGCUUCAGAAGAUACUGAUGAAUUAUGUUAAUUUUUUCUUAUUCUGUUUCUUUUUUUUUUUUUUUGAGUUUCUCAGUGUUCUCAGACUUCUGUAAUGACUUCUGAGACUGGUCUGUCCCAAGAACAUGUAUAUCUUGUAAUCUUGUUACAGGAGCGUUACAGUAAUAUAUCCACACAGUGAACUUGAGUGAUGCAUGAUUCAUUCCAGUUAACUGAUGCUGAAUAUCUUAAGCCAAGCAGGCUUAAAAGCCCUACUUGCUGGUCUAACAACUUGGAGUUCAUACAGGGUUCUCCUCUUUCUUUACUGCAGUCCAGAUGUCUGCUGUGGUAUAUGUCAGAAUGUGUCAGAUGACGUAUUUAAAAAGGAGGAGGUGGGGUGAAAAUUGUUCUGUGUUUCUGCAAACGCACUGUAGAAUAAAGCAUUGUAUUUUACUUCAACAAAAUGAAAAAUAAUUGGCUGAUGGCUUAGCAGUAAUCUUGCAGUCACCUUAUUUGUGUGCUGUGCUGUUCCCUUAAACUGAAUAUUACUCUCUUGUUCUCUCCUUGUUAACUAAGUCUCACCGUACAACGCUGUAGAAAUAAUAGUGAAGUAGUAUGUGCGCUUAUGAUGUACCAGAUCUUACAACCACUACUCAGCCCUACUGCUGCUUACACCUAUUGUCAAGUGUGCUCAUGCUCUCCUUGAGGAAGAGAUUUAUUAAUUCCUUGCUUUACCAAGAAAUGGUAGAGGCCAGAGUGCUGCAACCAUUUCUUGAAGAGCAAGAUGGAGGUGCAUUAAGUCAGAGAGCACAGGAAUACCUUGACAUUUUUCCCUCCUUGCCUUGUAUUAGAGAUUGAUGGGUUACAAAAAGCAAGAGGUAGUCUGAGCCGUUCAUGAGCCGUUAAGAGUUGAAAAAUCCUUCAAAAGACCAGUCAAGACACUGCAACAUCCCAGAGGUUUUCUUAAAAUUUAAGCAUGUAGUAUUCAACUGUGUACUCAUCAGGUUGUUCUGGUUUUCUCAAUAUGUUUCAAAAAGUAAUUAAGGUUUGAGAAGUACGUUCUGUUGUGGCUGUUGCAGCCUUACAAGUAGUCCAGAGUCAAAACUCUGUGCUGUGGCAAAGAGUUCCCUCAGUGGCUUUCUUUGUUUCUGAAAGAGAUACUUAAACCUGUAAGUAGCUGCAUUUAGACCUCAAAUAAAACAAUAAUAAAAGCAUGUUCUUUAAUGGCAUUUUAGAAUAUGAAGGCUUUAUCAGUCAUAGCCUCUCCUAUUGCUCAUUCUAGUCUUUUGCUGUUUUCAACCUUUUAAAGUUCUGAUUUAAUGGAAUUGCUGUCAUCGAUCUGUUCAGAGUGGUUCAGGUCAGGUCAGGCCAAAUCAUUGGCGUAGGAGUUGCUGGGCAAAUAAUUUUGUUUCUGCUAGUUCUAUAUCUUGUCAUAACAGAUAUUUGUUUUAUCUAAUAAAAGUUGCAUCCCUAACAAUUACAUAGCAACAUAUUGAAGGUCAGGCUGUGGGCUUCCAGCAUCAGCCAAAUUAUUCAAGCCUGCCAGCUCAAGCAGUCCAAGAUCCACGUGUGUGGCUGGGUGCUACCCGGUGCUGCGCUGAACCGGCUGCACAGGCAGGUGGAUGUAUUUCAACAAAUAAUGGGGGGUCAGAGUCCUGUUAAAUUUGUCUUGCUCUUCAUUCUCUUGAAAAGUGGUCAGUUUGUACCUGAAUGAGGAAAAAAUAAAUAAAAUCAGGUUGUGCUUGCAACCUGUAUUCUACA